Messenger RNA from Linum trigynum, 2230 nucleotides. The record is from the annotation of a GenBank genome assembly. Lineage: Eukaryota; Viridiplantae; Streptophyta; Magnoliopsida; Malpighiales; Linaceae.
CAUUUUAUCUCCAACUCUCAACAUUCCCUGACGAGAACAAAAGCAAACCCAAAACAAGGAAACACAAAAUGCUGCCCAAGAGACGCUUUGAUGCUCAGUGGGAAGAAGAACUCAACGCCGGAAAUGGCGCUGCAGCUGGUGGAAGAUCAUCAUCAAUCCCUUCUCCAAAGAGAUUCAGAAACGCGGUGAGAGAUGUUCUUGGGAAGCAAUCCAUGGCGGAUUUCGCUUCCAGCAUGGAGCCCUUUCUACGAUCAGUGAUUCGUGACGAGGUCGAGAAGACAGUUGCUCAAUUGCUAAGCCGACGACCAUCCUUCGAUUCUUCCAGAACGUCUUUUCAAGAAUCAGGGGUGAAGAAGAAGAAGGGUUUGGUUCUUCACUUCGUGAACAAACUUCCUUCCCGCAUCUUUACCAACGGCAGGAUCGAAGCCGAGGACGGGAACCCCGUCAGGAUCGUGCUCCUCGAUGCCGCCUCCAAUACAAUCGUCAACUCGGGUCCGCUGUCUUCCCUCAAGAUUGAAAUCGUUGUCCUGGACGGCGAUUUCGGCUCCGACGAAGAUUGGUGCGCCAAGGAUUUCAACGACAGUGUUAUCAAGGAACGGGAAGGGAGGAGGCCGCUGGUGGCCGGAGAGCUCAGCGUUGUGCUGAAGGACGGAGUUGGGCAGAUCAGCGACGUGGUUUUCACCGACAACUCCAGCUGGCAACGGAGCAGGAGAUUCCGGCUGGGCGCUAGGGCGGUGCAGAGAGGCGAUUCGAAGGAAGCUGUUAGGAUUAGGGAAGCCAGAAGUGAGCCUUUUGUGGUCAAGGAUCAUCGCGGUGAACUGUAUAAGAAGCAUUACCCUCCAAAAUUGGGAGACGAGGUUUGGAGGCUGGAGAGGAUAGCGAAAGAAGGUGCAUUCCACAAGCGUUUGUCCGCCAACGGAAUCAGCACCGUGAAAGAGUUUCUCAAGGCCUACGUCGUUGACCAAACUACUCUGAGAAGCAUUCUAGGAGGUGGCAUCUCGAAUAGGAUUUGGGACUCGAUUGUCGAGCACGCCAAUACAUGUGUGCUCGAUGAUGAAGCCAAGUUCUACGUCUACAACGACCAUGCUCAAGGUGUCAGACUCUUGUUCAAUUCGGUGUACAAGCUUGUGGGUGCCAUGUUUGACGAUGGGCAUAGCUAUGAGCCUCUCGAUAGACUAACCCCUCCCCAAAAAGUUCUGGUGGAGAACUCAAAAAGGCAAGCUUACAGAAACUUGGAAGGCUUGAUCCCGAUGGAUUCUCAUUCAGCUUUCGGACCCACACGGCAACUCCCUCUGCCGCCGCCGGCGGAAAUCCAACUCGAUCCCUUACACAUCUCCAACAAUCUCGACGUUCGCCAGCUCGAUUUCCCAGUCCUCCGCCACGACGAAUCCGAGCUGCAUCUGGAUUUCAACAACAACUACGCGACCAGCUCAUCAUACAACAUCAGCACGAACAACGCCAUGAGCCCCAUCCAACUCAGCCCGUUCCUACGAACUGCGAGCUUCAAAUUCUCCGGCGGCGGCGGCGGAGGACAUUUCUCCAUCCCGCACGAGUGCGGAGGAUGGCUGCAAGGCGGCGGGUCGUCUUCAUGGCCGGUAGCCGCAUCCUCGGAGGACACGGAGGUGGUGGCUGCAGCUUCCCCUGCUCCAUGGGGACCUCUGUUUUUCACGCCGGGGACCACGGAAGAAGAAGCGGCGGCGGCAUUUCUGUCAUCGUUCCCAAGCUUCGGCGCCAACCGGAUGGAUUUCCCGGCUGCCAUGGGGAAGCCGAAGGCCUGUUGGUGCAAGGUUCGGGCUGCGUUGAAGGUCAGAUCGAUAUUGGUUGCUCGAAGAAUGUGGCACUCAGAGAUAUAUCUGUGAAAAAGUCACAGCCGACGAUUAAUUGAACAAGUAUCAACCGAUGAUAACAGAGAUUAGUUUUCUCGCUAAGGUAAAGCAUCUCUAGGUCGUUAGGAGGGUGAAUUGGGUAACGCCAAUUUUUUUUACUUCCGAGUAAAAAAAGAGAUGUAUAGUAUAGGUCACUUGUUUGUUAAGCUUUACCGUUUUCUGUUUCUUUUUUACCAAAAUUGCAAGCGGGUGUGGUGGCAGGAUCAACCUAAAUAUAAUGGUCGCCCCAAUCUCGAUUUGUUUGACCUGUUUAGUAGCUUGUAUGGGUAUGCUCCUCGACAUGACAUGAUCUUCUUCGCCCCAUUGUCAAUUAGUUUUUGCCUAAAUAACAUGUAAUUUUACUU